AUGGGCGCUGUCGAACUCACCUACCAGGAUGUUGCUGAGCACAACACCAAGAAGGACAUCUACAUGGUCAUCCACGACAAGAUCUACGACUGCACCAAGUUCGUCGACGAGCACCCCGGUGGCGAGGAGGUUCUUCUUGACGUCGGUGGUCAGGAUGCCACCGAGGCUUUCGAGGAUGUCGGACACAGCGACGAGGCCCGCGAGACCCUGGACCAAUUGUACCUCGGUGACCUGAAGCGCCAGCCCGGAGACCCAGCUCCCAAGAAGCAGGUUGCCGCCAGCAGCUCAGCUUCCAGCACCGAGAGCCCCGGCUUCGGCAUCGGCCUGUACGCCGUUCUCCUCGUCGGUGGCGUCCUCGCAUACGUCGCCUACAACUACCAGCAGCAGCAACAGCAGCAGUCCGCAUAA
Colletotrichum abscissum is the source of this 408-nucleotide messenger RNA. RefSeq names its product cytochrome b5. The record is from RefSeq and is a predicted model, not a curated record. Gene Ontology annotation, cellular component: intracellular membrane-bounded organelle; endoplasmic reticulum membrane. The transcript has 3 exons. Lineage: Eukaryota; Fungi; Ascomycota; Sordariomycetes; Glomerellales; Glomerellaceae. Bases 1 to 408 code for a protein of 135 amino acids. Gene Ontology annotation, molecular function: heme binding. Gene Ontology annotation, biological process: sterol biosynthetic process.